UAUUCUUCUCGCACGGCAUUGGUCUAAUUUCACUCAGCCUGCAAAGAAGCUCAAUUCUGAUUGGUCGAUUCUGAAACCGAUGACGCUUUCUAUAGUUGAUCCCUGCACAAUGGCGGAGGUCAGGCUGCGGUUGGUGAGAGGGGCUUACAAGCUUUUAAAACCGCUUUUGGAUAAAGAAUGUAAACCGGUUCCAACGGCAACUUCUGUUGCAGAUUUAAUAAAUUCACCACAGCUCUGUGGGAUUCGAAAUGACCGUGUCCAAGCAGCUAAAAGACCGGCAGCUCUGGCGUCUCCAGACGGGGCUGUGAAGACGCUCUUUGCCCGUGCUUGUGGAGAUACAGACAGCGUGAAAGUGCGGUUAAACCUCAACUCUGGAAAUGUUAGUACAUGGACUGACUGCCAUGGAGCGAAGUUUAAGGCAUCUGUAGUUCACGUGUCCUCCUGGAGGAGCUCGUGUUUGCGAACUUAUGGAAAACUCCCUCUCCUGUCCAGUCCUACUGGCACUCACUUUAAGCGCCAGUUAAGGAGAGCCAUCUAUAAAAAGACUCUUUAUGGACCUCCAAAUGAUUAUUUAGGGAAGUUUAUGUCUUUAACCAGAGCUUAUAGUGGCACACAGGAAAAAGGCAGUCCGUUAUACAAAUCAAAGUCUGCUUAUUAUGAUAUUUUGGAAGUUUCUCCGACCGCCACGCACGUACAAAUCAAGACCGCUUACUAUAAACAGUCCUUCAUAUAUCACCCGGACAAGAACGCAGGGAGCGAGGAGGCCGCGUUCAGGUUCUCUCAGAUCAGCGAGGCCUACAGCGUCCUGGGUAAUAAAGCUCUGAGGAGGAAAUACGACCGUGGGAUCCUGAGUCAAGCUGACCUGCAGGACACCAGCAAACCCGCCGGCAGAGAGAGUCCAGCAUCAGGACAGCAGACCGGGACCCGACACUCCCCUUCUGUUGGAGCCACCCAGCAGAACAUCUCCGACUUUGAUACCUUCAUCAGGUCACACUAUGGAGAGCAACUUAAGAGAGAGCAGGAGAUCCGGCAGCGCAGAGAGGAGAUCAUCAGGAAAAAGGAGGAGCUGUAUGAGGAUAUGGAACUGGGCAGGCUGAAGGAAGUCGCUGUAGGGAUGAUGCUGGUGAUGGCGGCGAUGAUCUUAUUUAGCCUCAAGUCUAGCAAGUGAGGAAGACACGGGAUACUUGAAGCAUAUCUCACAUUUUAACAGUUUAUAGUUAGUUUUGAUGAAAAAGAAUGUGCCAAAUCACACAAAUAUAUGGUACUGAUAUGUCGUAUUUAAUUUUUUUUUUUUUUGCAACAAAUCCUUACCAAAAAGUAAAUACAAAAUACACUUUAAAGUUAUAACUGAUUUUCUUAAAGGGGUUGUUUAAAUUUGGAAAUGUUUCUUUAAAGUGUGUGUGUGUGUGUGUGAAAAUAUUCACAAAAAAAUGCUAUUUGAAAGAUCCUGUAUAAAUCUGAUAUAUAUAUAUAGAGAGCAGUGGUGGUAAACAUUUAAUUGCAACCAAAAUAAGUU
Messenger RNA from Cyprinus carpio (common carp), 1516 nucleotides. RefSeq lists its product as uncharacterized. The record is from RefSeq and is a predicted model, not a curated record. NCBI's taxonomy places the organism in Eukaryota, Metazoa, Chordata, Actinopteri, Cypriniformes, Cyprinidae.